Molecule: messenger RNA, 1017 nt
Organism: Phoenix dactylifera (date palm)
Lineage: Eukaryota; Viridiplantae; Streptophyta; Magnoliopsida; Arecales; Arecaceae
Product: cyclin-dependent kinase inhibitor 1-like
Biological process (GO): negative regulation of cyclin-dependent protein serine/threonine kinase activity
Cellular component (GO): nucleus
Molecular function (GO): cyclin-dependent protein serine/threonine kinase inhibitor activity
Source: RefSeq, a predicted model, not a curated record
AGAGAGAGGAGAGGAGGAGGGGAAGGUCUGGGGAGUGCAUGAGGAAGUGCAGAGGGGUCGGGGGGGAAGUCGGGGUGAUGGAAGUGUCCCAGGUGGUUGGGAUGAGAACGAGGUCCCGGACCUUGGCCCUCGCCUCCGCAUCUGCGGCGGCGGCGGCGGCGGCGGCGGAAAAGGAGAGAGCGGGGUCGAAGCGGAGGAAGGCGGCGGAACCUGCCGGGGUCCAGAAUUCUUACCUCCAGCUCCGGAGCCGGAGCCUCGUCAUGACCCCCCGGAUCGCGAGGACACCGGCGAAUCCCGGCGGGCCGCGGGCUCGGGGCCCUAGCCCAGCCUCUUCCGACCGCCUCUCCCGCUGUUCCAGCAACGCCUCCAGCGAGGUUGUGUCCGUCGAGGGCCGCCGGCGGUGCCUUCGAUCCGGCGAUCGGGAGGGUGACGACGAUUUGGAGACGUCGCCAUGUUAUUUCGAGCGCAGCAGAGAGAGGAAGGAGACGACGCCGCCGAGCGAGCUGCGAGGGGAAUCGUGCAACCUGGAAUCAACGGCGGGGAAGAGAAAAUCAAGGAGAUCGGCGACGGUGGAGGCGGCGGCUAUAGCGACGGUGGAGGCGGCGGAAAUCGAGGUGUUUUUCGCGGCCGCGGAGAGAGCCGCCUCCGAGAAUCUCCAAAUCUUCGGCGACAAGUACAACUACGACGUCUCCAACGACGUUCCAUUGGACGGCCGGUACGAGUGGCAUCGAGUAAAGCCAUGAUCAGAAGGGAGGGGAGUAAAAAGAAAAAGAAAAAAAAGAAAAAGAAAUGCAAAGUUGUUAUCUUUUUUCAUUUUAUUUUAAUUUUAGGGAAAUAAUGUACAGUUUUGUUGUAAGUUAACAAUCAUCCUCUUCCGCUGUCCCUAUCCCUCUGGAGUACGAGAUAUACGGAGAAGCUUCUGAACUGAAGCCCCCGUCCUUUCGUCUCGUUUCAGGUGGGCAAGAGGAACAUUUUAAACUCCAAUAAUUUGCUCCGCCCUAAAUCCUCCCUUCUCUC